AUGCCGCCCAUUGGAGCACCGCCGCCGUUGUCAAGAGUGUGGGCUGAGAAUCAGAGGUAUUAUACUUGGUGGUCAGACUUCGGGCGCAGCUGGGCGGAGAGGGCGCCGUGGCGGAAAGGCAACAGCUAUGUGGCUUGGAACUGGGGCCCCAAGGGCGAGCGCGACGAGGGUGAAGGCGACGAGGCGGGCCCCGUGAUCGCGGCCGCCGUGGGCGCGCUGCGGCGCAAGGCUCAAGAAUGCGAGGCAGCCGAGACAGCGCCCGCACCUCCGAAGCCACUCGCGGGGGCGCAGCUGCUCGGCGGCGCCAACAGAGCGCUCAAGGACAUCGAUCAUCGCAUCGGCAAACAGAGAAAGAAGCUCGUCGACGCACAACUCUACCUGGCCGACCAGGAAGAGUAUAUGGCCAAGCUCGAGCAGCAACGGGUGCAGACGCUUCAGCAACAGUGGGAGGCUUUGGCGCUGGCGCGCGCGGAGUCGGGCAUCGAGGUGGUCAAGCCCGAGGGGAAGGUUGGAAGCGGCGCGCUCAAGGUCAAGUUCGAGUUCGACGCGUCGCUCUUCGGGGGCCUCGAGGACUGCGAUGUCGCGCCCGAGGAUAUGCAAAGUAUUCUGCAGUGGGAGAAAGAACCCGGGCAGUUCCAGGAGGGGCCGAUGGGCUCGCUGCAGGCAAAGUUCAAGUGCAUCGAGGACGUUCACGAGGAAGCAAAGACGAAAAGAGGCAGAAUAUCCGCGACGCCAGCAAGGCAGCCUUGGAUCAAGCCAGGGCUGAAAAACAGAGGGCGAAGUCUGAUGGGGAGGCUGCUGCGGGCAGCGCUGUGGCUGCAGCUCCUGGGCAGUAUCUUUAGCGCGGCCGAAUGCGCCGAGAUCGCCGCGAACGCGGAGUCCGAUAUUCAGCCGUUCACGAUGCCGUUCGGCAGCGUCACGGGAUUGGUGCCUCAGAUGCAGCAUUUUGUGCAAGGUCCCAGCAGUGCAGAAUGCGAUUGUCUAGCUUUCGUCGAGACGCACGACAGACCAAGCGAUAUCUUGAGCACCGAGAGAUUCGUGCAGAAAGAGGGCUGGAAGGCAGCGAUGACCCCCGCGGUCCCGAGCGGCAAGUCUCAGCAUGGACAAUCGGCAGGCGAAGUGAUUGCAGCGCAGACGCACGUCCGAGCUGCAUCUCUUGAGCAUUGGGAAGGCAAGUAUGACAUGCAGGGCGACGCGGCGUUCGUCGGCUUCCCCCACAUGGCGCUUCUUCUCAGCACGGGGAAUUUCACCGUCAUCGCUGCGUGCCAGCAGCCGAAGUUGAAGUUCACUGGGAGGGGCCGACAGAUUAUGGCAGCCCUCGCGGCUUUCGUGAGGAUGCAGAAGGAUCCUUGGCGUACUUGCAGAAUGGAACUGUUUACCGACUGA
This is a messenger RNA of Prorocentrum cordatum, 1386 nucleotides long. The record is from the annotation of a GenBank genome assembly. NCBI's taxonomy places the organism in Eukaryota, Dinophyceae, Prorocentrales, Prorocentraceae.